Messenger RNA from Zea mays, 1619 nucleotides. Its product is annotated as protein POLAR proteinALIZATION DURING ASYMMETRIC DIVISION AND REDISTRIBUTION. NCBI's taxonomy places the organism in Eukaryota, Viridiplantae, Streptophyta, Magnoliopsida, Poales, Poaceae. Gene Ontology annotation, biological process: asymmetric cell division. The transcript has 3 exons. Bases 266 to 1570 code for a protein of 434 amino acids. The record is from RefSeq and is a predicted model, not a curated record.
CGCUUUUUUUAAACUUGCCGAACUUCCCUCCAAAGUUGCCGCGCGCCUUUCCGGAAGAGGCCGGGAGAGCUUCUUUCUUCUUCCUCGCCCUCGAUCUUCUCCUUCCUCUCCUAUAAAUACGUGGCGUUACGCAUGCAUGCAGGAGCAAAGCAGCAACGGGGCGUGGCGUGGCGUGGCCAAGAAUUCGAAUUCCUCGGCGGGCGGCAGGCACGCGCAUAGCGCUAUAGCUUAGCUUGCUUGCUUGUUUGUUCCAUCGCUUUUUCCAAUGGAGAACUGCGUGAGGGGUCGAGCGGGAGGGAGGGUUAGAGAGGACGCGGGUUCGUCGUCGCUGCCCCUGCCUCCGCCGCCGCGCCUAGCGGCCGCGAAUUCCUCGGCGGCGGCGGCGGCGUCCAUCCGGGCGCACCUGGCGCGCACCGCGAGCGGGGUGGACGCGCAGCCGUCGCCGCGGUCGCUGCUGUCGCGUAUCCUGCUGCGUGGCGGCGGCGACGGCGGGAGUGGCGGGGGAGGAGGGUUCGGGUGCCGGGUGCGGCUGCCGCGGCGGUACGGCGGCGGGCUGAGGGAGGAACGGAAGGAUGGCGCCGAGCAGGGAGAGACUCCCCGGGUUAAGGUCGUCGAGCCGCCGCCGCCGCCGCUGCCAGAGCUGCCCCUCGAGACGCCGCGGAGUUCGCUAGGGAGGAAGAAGCCCGAGGAGGAGCUGGUGUCCAUGAACCUGGGCCUGGGCGCGAGCCUGGUGCUCCUGCUGUCCAAGAGCGCCGUGGAGCUGAACAAGAUGGUGGAGCUGCGCGCGCAGAUGGAGGCCCUGGUGUCGGAGAUCAGGCAAGCGUCGCGGUACAGGGAGGAGGAGGAGAAGCAGGCGGCGAGCCACCCUACUUCUGCUGCUGCUGCUGCCGUCGCUGGUCCCGCCACGUCGCAGGAAUCCGACGGCGGCAGUAGCGCCACCACCACCGCCGUGAAGGACCCGAUCGCGUUCCCCGCGGCCGACGCCGACGCCGACGCCGCGUCCAACUGCUCCCGCACGGCGGUGGUGAUGGACCUCAUGGAGGCGGAGCUCCAGGCCGAGCUGAGCCGCAUGCAGCAGCAGCGUGGGCGCGGCGGUACGGUGGUGCACGGCCACGGCGGCGACAGCCGGAUCGCCCCGACGCGAGGACUCGAGUUGCCGCUGCUGAAGGUGAAGACGAAGGGCGACGCCCCCGACAGCGCGUCGCGCAGCUGCGUGGACUACGACGGCGGUGGCUGCGACAAGCACGACGAUAAUGAUGAAGUGGACGGCGAGGGCGAAGAGGACGACGACGGCGAUGAGGAGGAGGAGGAGGAUGACGUGGAGUACGGCGAGGACAGGAUGAGUCCCCCGCACGGCGGCGUGUCGGCGCGCGCGCUGGAGCGGCGGCUCCACGAGCUGCUGCAGAAGCGGCAGCAGGACCGGAUCGUGGAGCUGGAGUCGGCGCUGGACAGCGCGCAGCGGCGGCUCCACGAGAAGGAGCGCGAGGUGGUGUGGUGGCGCGACGCCGCCAAGCUCGUCUCCCACCGCCGCGACGAGUCGCGCCGGAUUGCCACCGCCAGUGCCAGGUAGAGAAACGAGAGAGAGAGAGAGAGAGGUGGCGCGAAAGGCCGGCUGGCCG